CUGUUUAAGAUUAUUCGCCGCUAAACUGUUCACUGUUUAUUUCAUCAAACUCCAGAAAAACAAAUAUGUCUAACAGCGACGAAGAACUUCGCCGGAGGAAGUACGAAGAAGCCCUAGAAGUCAAAUCACUUAGGCGCAUCAUCUCCGCCUACCUCAAUUACCCUGAGGCUGCAGAGGAGGAUGUGAAAAGAUAUGAGAGAUCUUUUAGAAGGCUUCCAGUGUCUCACAAGGCUCAUUUGGCACAUCUUCCUUUAAAAUAUCAAAAACUGAGACGGUGUAUCUCAAAGAACACCUUUUUCAUUUUUGAAAUGCUAAAGGCAUUUGAGCCUCCUGUUGAUAUGAGCCAAGAUGAUGAAACUUGUGAACAUCUGGAUGAUGAUGAUGGUUCAUGUGGCCAUCAUCAUGAUCAUGAUCAUCAUCAUCAUCAUCACUCAGGGGAUAGGGAUCCAUGUGCUUGUGAAUCGGCUUCAGUAAGUGGAAGACCAAAUCCUGCAAUAUGUGGUGAAGUUUGCAGUGGGCAUGAGGAGAAGAAUGAAAAUUGUUGUGAUCCAGAAUCUGCAAAUGAAUGCACAACAAACACUCAUAAUGAUGGAUGCGAUAAUAUUACAGAUGUCAAGAAUCAGGAACUUUUUGAUUCCAACAAGGAUAUAUCAUCUGUUCCUCAUGAAUCUGAAUCCCCUGAUAGGUUAGAUUCAAUGCCACAUUUCCAUGUUCCUCUAGUGGAUGUUGACAAGGUUCGAUGUGUCAUCAGGAAUAUUGUCAGAGACUGGGCUACUGAGGGGCAGAAGGAAAGAGAACAAUGUUAUGGGCCUAUUCUUGAAGAGCUUAAACGCCAUUUCCCUAACAUUAAUAAAGAAAGCCCUCCAACAUGUCUAGUUCCAGGAGCUGGAUUAGGAAGACUGGCCUUGGAAAUUUCAUGUCUUGGUUUUGUAAGUCAAGGAAAUGAAUUUUCCUACUACAUGAUGAUCUGUUCAAGUUUUAUUCUCAAUCAGACUCAGGUUAUAGGGGAAUGGACUAUUCAUCCAUGGAUUCACAGCAACUGCAACUCAUUAUCUGAUUCUGAUCAGCUUCGUCCAGUUUCAAUCCCAGAUAUUCAUCCUGCAAGUGCAGGGAUUACAGAAGGUUUUUCCAUGUGUGGUGGGGACUUUGUUGAAGUAUACAGUGACCCAAGUCAAGUAGGAGCUUGGGAUUCAGUUGUAACUUGCUUCUUCCUUGAUACAGCACACAAUAUUGUUGAAUACAUUGAAAUCAUCUCAAAAAUUCUUAAACAAGGGGGAGUGUGGAUAAAUUUGGGUCCCCUACUCUAUCACUUUGCAGAUGUUUAUGGUCAAGAUGAUGAAAUGUCAGUUGAGUUAAGUUUGGAAGAUGUGAAAAGGGUCGCAAUCAAUUAUGGAUUUGAAUUGGAGGUAGAGAAAACUAUUGAAACAACAUACACUACAAAUCCCAAAGCAAUGAUGCAAAAUCACUAUUUUUCAGCAUUUUGGACAAUGAGAAAGAAAUCAUCGACCACAAGUAUACAAGUGAGCAUGGAUGAAUGAUUUAACACGGAUAUCAUAUACAUGGAUCAACAUAAAACAUGUUUUUUUUUCUUUAUUUUAGCAACAUGUGAAUGAACCUUUUUGAAGGGUUUCUCAACAUUUUCUUAAUCUCCUAAAAAUAGAUUUGAAAUUGAUAACUUGUGUUUGUUGAUGACAUAAAAUAAACUUUAUGUUUAGAUAAUAAUAAAUGAUGUGUUUGUUAUAAA
Molecule: messenger RNA, 1744 nt
Organism: Lactuca sativa (garden lettuce)
Lineage: Eukaryota; Viridiplantae; Streptophyta; Magnoliopsida; Asterales; Asteraceae
Molecular function (GO): S-adenosylmethionine-dependent methyltransferase activity
Source: RefSeq, a predicted model, not a curated record